AUGGGCUCUCCACAAGACAGAGGGAGGCACCUAGUGCAGAGCCAUGCCAGGGAGGGUGAUGUACCCGGCACAGUAGACCUUAGCACCAAAGAGGGCGACGACACCGGCUACGGUCAGGCUCUGUAUCCGGUUCCUGCAGAAGACCCGAACGACCCGUUACAAGUUCGUGUUCCAACCGUUGACACGGACAAACAAAGCCUACGGCGCGUUGACAUUCCUCCACACAGUGGUUCCCCGAAUGCCUGCGGACCAACGGACGGCAUUAACCAAAAGGCAGGUUCCCUUCUCCUGGUCCCUGCGUAUCACAAGUUUGGUCGCCGACCAGUGAUGCUGGGUUCGUUGAUUGGUUACUGCGCCGGCCUUAUUGCCUGCUCGCAGGUAACAACAUACGAAGGGCUGAUGGCGGCGCGUAUCAUCCACUGCUUUGCCUCGUCCGUGUGCGAGGCGCUUCCUGUACAACUGGUCAACGACAUCUUCUUCCUGCACGAGCGGGGAAAGCGCCUGGGCUACUACACUGUCUGCCUGUGCUUUGGUUCGACUGGCCCACUCUACGCUGGAUACAUGCUCGCCGGCGGCUACUCCUGGCGCCUAUUCUUCUACGUCGAGUUUGCGUUUGGCUGCGCCCUUCUCAUCCUCGCCUUCUUCGUCGUCGAAGAGUCACUGUACCACCGCAACAAACCAGAGACUGAGACGCCCCUUGAAUCCUCCCGCUCCCAAACCGAAGACAAACACUCCACCUCCAACGCCAUCAUGGUUGAAGACACAACACCCGCAAUAGCCAUCCCUCCCCGCAAAACCUUCCUCCAGACCCUCAAAUUCUGGGGCGUCUACGACAAGCAGACCGAAUUCUUCCUCAUGAUCGCCCGCUCCUUCACCUACUUCCUCGUCCCCCACGUCCUCUGGGUGAUAACCACCUACGGUGAGCCCCCAUCUCCAACCCCCCUUUCCCCCCUUUUAUUUACCCUCCCCACUAACCCCCCGCCCCCACCCCCAGGAAUCUACAUCGGCCUCGGCGCCCUCAGCUUCAACUACACGUUCCCACUCAAAAUCACCUCCCCCCCCUACAACUGGACCCAAACCUCCUCGGGCCUCAUCGCGGUGGCCUCCCUGCUCGGCUACGUGCUGGCGCUCCCCUUCACGGCGUCGUCGGACCGGCUGGCCGCGCGCCUGACGCGCCACAACGGCGGGGUGCGCGAGGCCGAGAUGCGGCUGGGCGUCAUGCUGCCCGUGGUGCUGCUGGCGCCGGCGGGGCUGGUGGUGUACGGGUUCGCGGCGGAGCGCGACCUGCACUGGGUGGCGUAUUUUGUGGGCGUGGCGAUGAAUAACUUUGCGAGUUAUUUCUUUUUUACGUUUACGUUGGCGUAUGCGAUUGAUAGUUAUACGGCGAAUUAUGGGUAUGCGGUGAUGAUUGCGGGGGUGUUUGGGGCGGUGGUGUUGGUGAAUAAUCUGGCGUUGGUGGUGUUUAUGCUGUGGGGGAAGAGGAUCCGGCGGUUUAUGGCUACGACGUGGCUGGCGAGGGUGCACCGGGCGAGUGUCAAGGAGGUUGCUACGCAUUAA
Messenger RNA from Chaetomium globosum CBS 148.51, 1557 nucleotides. RefSeq lists its product as uncharacterized. Bases 1 to 1557 code for a protein of 518 amino acids. Gene Ontology annotation, molecular function: transmembrane transporter activity. Lineage: Eukaryota; Fungi; Ascomycota; Sordariomycetes; Sordariales; Chaetomiaceae. The record is from RefSeq and is a predicted model, not a curated record. Gene Ontology annotation, biological process: transmembrane transport. The transcript has 7 exons.